Molecule: messenger RNA, 3750 nt
Organism: Prunus avium (sweet cherry)
Lineage: Eukaryota; Viridiplantae; Streptophyta; Magnoliopsida; Rosales; Rosaceae
Product: putative LRR receptor-like serine/threonine-protein kinase At2g16250
Biological process (GO): protein phosphorylation
Molecular function (GO): receptor serine/threonine kinase binding; protein kinase activity; ATP binding
Source: RefSeq, a predicted model, not a curated record
GCGUUGUCAUGCCAAUCAAUAAUUCCACUAGAGAAAAGAGAAACAAAAAAACAAAGAAGAGAAAAAUCAAAGCUCAUCAGACAAGCUUUUGAAAAUUGAUUUGUCUGAUAAAAGUGAUAAACAUGUCAUGCAGAGAUAAUGAUCUGUUGAUGAUCUCCCUCCAAACACAGAAUCCCAAUCGAAGCACAAAGACCAAAACAAUAAUUUGUCAAGUCAACCAAAAACCAUCACAGAAGAAAAAGAGAAGAAGCCCAAAAUAACCUCAUAGUUUUCUUGGUGAAGGCAGAUGCCGUUUUCCAAAACCCAUUUCAACCACACCUCCAUAGCCAUAACUAUCCCACUGGAUAUAGCAACCAAAGUCAUGGCUUCAUUAAUGGCUCCGGUGAGUCUGAAAAUGACUCAGUGCAGGCUCGGCGGUUAGUUGGGCACAGUCUUCACUGCUGUCAUUAAAUGUUUUACCUUCUUUUUUGCUUCUCAAAAUCUCUACUGCCCGUGCCGCUCUCUUUUAGAAACUCCUAUUAAGUUUCUCUAAUCAAAAGCUUAUUAGUCAUCAUAUUCCCAUUUUUAUUAUUAUAACGUGGGUUGGGUUUAGGCGCUGGCGUUUCAAGAAUGCAGACUCAAAGCUCGUGACUGGAGCUGAGUAAGAAUUUUCCCUUUUAUUUUUUGUUCAGUUCUACAGAGCACAAAACAGAAAGAAAUUUGCCAUUUUGUUCAUUGGGUAAUUCUUGUAUUGCUUAAAUUUUCUUUCUUUGGUAAAGAAAAGAACAAUCCCAGAGAUGACCAAGAAGAAUCUCCAUUGACCAUCAUGAAACUGUUCUCUGUAUUGUCACAAACUGAAACAGCAAUGGGAGUGAGAACCCAAGUUGGCGCCUUUGCAAUAGCGCUAAUCUUGUUCUUGAUUCAGAGCGGUUUUGCCCAGCAAGGUUCUUUAAGCUCCAGCGUACAACGGUCAGCGUUACUAGACCUCCGGUCGUCGUUGGGUCUCAGAAGCAAAGACUGGCCCAUAAAGGCUGACCCUUGCUCUUGGACCGGAGUUACAUGCAAGAACGGCAAAGUUAUUGGGAUCACGGUGUCCGGUUUAAGGCGAACCAGACUUGGCCGGACCAACCCCCGCUUCGCCGUAGAUUCAUUGGCCAAUUUCACCCUCUUGGCUACUUUCAACGCCUCUGGCUUUGCGCUUCCCGGGACUAUACCCGAAUGGUUUGGCCAAAGACUAAGUGCUCUCCAAAUGCUUGAUCUUAGGUCUGCUUCGGUCACUGGUCCUAUACCUCAGUCGCUUGGUAAUUUGAGCAAGCUUAAUACUUUGUAUUUAUCUGGAAAUAAUAUUGCUGGUAUUAUACCUUCUGCACUGGGAAACAUAGCACAGUUGGUGAUUCUUGAUCUUUCGCGUAAUUCACUUACUGGUUCAAUACCGUCAGGUUUUGCCUCUCUAAGAAAUCUUACAAGGCUUGACCUUUCUUCAAAUUUCUUAUCUGGGCAAAUUCCACCAGGUUUAGGUACCCUUACCAGACUUCAAUUCUUGAACCUAGCUAAUAAUAGUCUCACUGAUUCCAUUCCUGUUCAGUUUGGUAACCUUUCCCAGUUGCUUGAGCUUGAUCUUAGCAAGAAUUCGUUGUCUGGGUCAUUUCCUGUGGAAUUGAGGGGAUUGAGGAGUUUGAGGAAGAUGGAGAUUGGAAAUAAUGAUCUAGAGGGUCCACUGUCAGAGGGUUUGUUUUCAACUCUUGUUCAGCUACAAGUUCUAGUUCUUAGUCGGAAUAAGUUUGAUGGUGCUCUUCCUGGUGCAUUGUGGUCACUUCCCAGUUUGCGCUUUCUAGAUGUCUCCAGCAACGAUUUUACAGGAACUCUGCCGAGCCUGGGCCCAAAUGCUAGUGUUAGUGGUGCUGUGUUCAACCUCUCUUAUAAUCUCUUAUAUGGAAACCUGACUCUUCCUCUUGGGAAAUUUGGUUCAAUCGAUUUGUCUGCUAACUUUUUGCAAGGCAAGGUGCUAGAAGAUAGUCAAAGCAAUGGUACUCUUGCUAGAAAUUGCCUUCAGAUGUUACCAAAUCAAAGGAGUUUGCAGGAUUGUAGGCAGUUUUAUGAACGGAAGAGAUUAAUGUUCGAUGAUUUUGGGGCCCUAGAACCAACUCAGCCACCUUUCCUUCAACCUGACUCGAAGAGCAGGAAGCGAUUAAUAUUUAUACUGGUUGGGAUAUUUGGCGGACUUGGCUUCAUUGGGAUUUUGGUACUUGUUCUGGUAGUGCUCCUGAAAAUGUGCAAUAAAAGCACAAAUCAACGAGGAAGUGCAAAUGUCGGGCCUGUUCCAGAUGGAGAUGGCCCUUCAAUCCCCAAAGAUCUCGUCUAUGUAUUUGGCCGAGGAGAUUCAUUUACAUAUGAGCAGAUUCUCCAAUUCACUAGAGAUUUUAGUGAAGCAAAUCUUAUAGAGCAUGGACACUCUGGAGACAUAUACCUGGGGUCCUUGGUGAGUGGAACACCUGUAGUAAUCAAAAGGGUAGAUUUGCAUUGCGUCAAUAAAGAAUCCUAUGUGCUAGAAAUGGAUUUAUUCAACAAGGUUUCACAUACAAGAUUGGUGCCACUUUUGGGGUACUGCUUGGAGCACGAGAGCGAGAAGUUUCUGGUUUACAAAUACAUGCCAAAUCGAGACUUGGCUAGUUCCUUGCACAGAGUUACCAAUUCAGAAGAUGGCAAUUUAAAGUCCCUGGAUUGGAUUACAAGAUUAAAAAUUGCAAUUGGAGCAGCUGAAGUCCUAGCUUACCUACAUCAUGAGUGUAGCCCACCCCUUGUUCACAGGGAUGUUCAAGCAAGCAGUAUACUUCUCGAUGAUAAAUUUGAGGUCCGACUUGGAAGCUUGAGUGAGGUCCGUGUUCAAGGGGAUGCUAACCAAAAUGUGAUCACGAGGUUGUUGCGGAAACAACAAACUUCUGAACAAACCCCUUCUGCCUCAUCAUCGGUGGCUUGCGCUUACGAUGUCUACUGUUUCGGGAAGGUUUUGCUUGAGCUUGUGACGGGUAAACUUGGCAUCAGCAAAUCAGAUGAUGCCUCAACAAGAGAGUGGCUGGAUCACACAGUGCGUUACAUCAGCAUAUAUGACAAGGAACUGGUUAAUAAGAUUCUUGACCCAUCUCUGAUAGUAGAUGAUGAUCUACUGGAAGAGGUAUGGGCCAUGGCAAUCGUGGCCAGGUCCUGCCUUAACCCCAAGCCUUCCAAGCGUCCCCUGAUGAGAUAUAUCCUUAAAGCAUUGGAAAACCCUCUAAAAGUGGUGAGGGAAGAUAGUUCGAGCUCUGCAAGGCUGCGGACAACUUCAUCUAGAAGAUCCUGGAGCGCUGCUUUCUUCGGUAGCUGGCGGCACAGCUCAUCGGAGAGUGCCACUGUUCCUGGCCAUGCAAACAGGGAGAGCAUCAGUAGCUUAAAACAGCCGGGGCUACUAGGUGGAAAUGAGUCUUCCGCUUCCCGUAAAAGGUUAUCAAAUGAAAUUUUCCCUGAGCCGAUUGAAAUGCAAGAUCUCGAGAGGCAAGAAGAACAUUGAAAGAGUGCUGAACCACCAGUUUCAUUGCUUGGCAACUGGGUUUAUGAGGCAUCUGGUUUGAUGUUCAUCUGGCGGAAAUGUAAAUGGAAAAUCAAGUUGAUCCAUUAAGUUGAGACAGAUUCUUAUUCAUAUUAGAGCUUGUUAAUUGUAGAAAACAAGCCGCAAAGUCUCUGUGAUAGAUGUUUUUAAAAAAAUAUCCCAAGAAUGGAGUAUAAAAUUUGAUAAAA